AUGGAAGUAGGGAGUAAAUCAAGUCCUUUUCUCUACAUGGACGAAUGUAUUCAAUGCCAGCACGCUAAAGACGGUGGUGUCGAGGCAUUUAUUGCCCACUUAGCUGUUGAACACAGCAUACCAACAGAGUGGCCCAGUGAUAGGGCUGCAAGGCUAACCGGGGCAGAGGCGAAAAAGCCCUACACUACCGUUGCUGCUACUCGAAAAAAACGAAGAAAAUUGACAACACCUAGACCACUUAACAGUUUUAUGGUGGGAUUUAGUUUUCUUCACAUUUAUUGGCCGAUUCUAUUAUUAGCACUCAAUUUAUUUUUUAAUUUAACUGAAGAGGUAUCAUAUUUUGUCGUCAUUUUGUGCUUGCAUAAAUCUUUUUGCAUAUACGCAUUUUUUGCUUCAGUGUGCAUUGUGCAAUAUCGUCUAACGGUGCAAUUCCUUGACUUCAUGGGCAUCAAUUCAUCGGUGUUGGCUCGUUUUAUUUGUAGCAUUAAUGUUUUUGCUCAGCAUAUUCGUCGUAAUGUUUUGGCUAUAUUUGACACAGCUUCAAGUUCACACGUAAGCCGCUUGUUGGGUGAGGCCUGGAAUUUGAUUCCCAGAGAAGUACGGGCUUUGUACGACGAGGAAGCUGCCCGAUUGUCAAAAAUUCACAACAUUGAAUUCCCGACUUAUAAGUAUCAACCAAAACCUCGUCAAUGGCAGUCGAGCAGUGUUGCUGUGUCCGCCUCUCCUGCUACAAGCACUCGUAUGUUACUAUUAGCUAAUUUUUUUACUUGUGCGCCUCCAAUACCUAUAAAGCUAUGGGAUAGUCGAAUGUGGUAUAAAGAACAGUCAUUACGUUGUAUGUACUUUGGAUUACUUACUAUGCGUCACCAUAACGCAAUUUUGCGUUAUAAUGGCCUCACAAAACCUUAUUUUGAACAGUUGGCAACUGCUUUAAAACCACAUAGUAAGCUGUGUCCAACACAUCUUCCAUUUGAGAAGAGAGACUUAUGCUUGGGAUUGUCUGAUUUCAAUAACGAGAUCCUAUUUCUCUUGAUUUUUUUCAUUGGGAAAAUUACUGUUACGGACCUUGAUAAGAUUUUUGCCCAUAGUCGUGGAUGCAUGGAAAGGUACUUACUUGUCCAAUUUGCUCAUUUUUCCUCAGUGAAGAUUGAUACAAAGAAACGCCCACAUACAUUGAAUGGGAAUCGAAUAAAUAACUAA
Messenger RNA from Echinococcus granulosus, 1200 nucleotides. Its product is annotated as Transcription factor Sox-6. The transcript is spliced from 9 exons. Gene Ontology annotation, cellular component: nucleus. Bases 1 to 1200 code for a protein of 399 amino acids. NCBI's taxonomy places the organism in Eukaryota, Metazoa, Platyhelminthes, Cestoda, Cyclophyllidea, Taeniidae. The record is from RefSeq and is a predicted model, not a curated record. Gene Ontology annotation, molecular function: DNA-binding transcription factor activity, RNA polymerase II-specific; RNA polymerase II cis-regulatory region sequence-specific DNA binding. Gene Ontology annotation, biological process: regulation of transcription by RNA polymerase II.